Messenger RNA from Sclerotinia trifoliorum, 1391 nucleotides. The record is from the annotation of a GenBank genome assembly. NCBI's taxonomy places the organism in Eukaryota, Fungi, Ascomycota, Leotiomycetes, Helotiales, Sclerotiniaceae.
AAUAUGAUCUGGACAAAGCAACAACCUCAACUUUGCUACAUAAGUUCCGGUUUCUGCCUUAUUCGCAAGAGCAUCUUUCACUCAGGUUUCACUCUCAGCACAGAACUCCUCGCACAGAACUCCUCAAAAUAUCUGACUUUGCAUACUGUCGUCCCAAAUUUCUCUACGGUAUUUAAUCACUCGAUUAUCACACAACGUAUUAGAUUUUAAGAACGGCACCAGAAAAGUACAGAUCAAAGCUAUUUAAAUACAACAUAGCUUCCUGCGACUCCAUUACUUCUCUUUCUUCCACAAACAUAUUCGAAGCCGAAAUUUUCUUUCUCUUUUCAGACACCACCACCAUCAUUGACUUUCAAUCGAAUUCGAGAGGAAUUGAGAACGAAGAAUCAUUACCUCACUCACCAAUUCUCACAACAGUAGUGAAAAAAAAUAUUCAUCAAGAUGGAUAUCUGGCCACCAAUUAUAGAUCAGCACACGCUGACCUUCACAAUACCAGACCUCACAGAGUCGCAAAGGAACCUUCCGCCAAUACCAUGCAGCAUUUGCUCCACAGGAAAACGUCAAGGAUACAUCUGUACAUGCACCAUACACGCAUAUUACUGCUCGACAGAUUGUAGAGGCACGCACCAAAUAACAUGCAUAAGCACCAUUAACAAAAGAAUGCCGCGACCAUUACCAACCUUCAAACUCGCAUUUUACUUUCCGCCCGAACGAACUAGUUUUGCCAUAUGUUGGAUUCCGUGUCCGACUGUUGUCCCCGCAUCGUGUGUACCCUCGUGCAAUGAAUGUAUCGUCUGCCAAGCAUGUCACGAUUGCCAUGCGUACGAUGUUCCGCUUCCAACUUCCAUACUAGCUCUCGGAGCCAAUAGCACUACUGCUACGAUGCAGAAUAACGUUGAGAAAUGGGCAUUAGUGCCGGGAAUUAGCGAUCCGGAAGACUGGACUCUGAGCGUGAUACACGGAGUGAAAGAAGGCGAAAUACUAGGUACGUGUAGUAAGAGUUUGAGUAUAGAGAUAUUUACGGGAUGCUCGCGAGAUUGGAGGGGACCGUUUAUUAUGAUGGGGGCUUUGUGGUCGGAUUGUGAGGGGAAGGUACAGAGUAGGGAUGUAACGGGGGCGGAUUUGCAGACGGCGAGGAAGUUUUUUGUUUCGACUACGCGGAGUGAAUUGGGGCUUGUGGGUGUGGCUGAUGAUGAGAGACGCGAACAGGGUGUUUUGGAGAUGAAUGAUUUGUUGGGUGGUGUUUUGAAGGGGAGGUAAGUUUGGAUAGGUUCAAGCGGGAGUUUUUACGGUUGACAGCAUUCGGAAAGGAUGAUAGGUUUCGAUGAGUCCAGCUAACGAGGGCAUAGGAACUUGCAAUAAUCUGAUGAAUUUCACACAUAUUUUCAACU